GAGUUCUUCUUCCUCUGUGGUUCUUUCCCAAUGGCUCUCCUCUCUUUCCCUUAUUUUCCUUCUCAUUUUCCGUCACUUUCCUUCUCGCCAAACACUCGGCGCUGCUCUCCUUCCUUCAAAAUGAGUGCGCAGCAAACUGCUAAUACGGCCAUUGUGUGGUUCAAGCACGACCUCCGAAUCCACGAUCACCCAGCCCUCACCGUUGCUUCUAGCUUCCAAUCACUCCUUCCUCUUUACGUCUUCGAUCGCCGUAUCCUCUCUCGUUUCUCUGAUGAAAUGCUGGAACUGCUCCUGUUCGCGCUGCAAGAUUUGAGGAACUCCUUGAAGGAACGCGGCUCCAAUCUCAUGAUUAGAUUCGGGAACGCAGAGCACGUCAUACAACAGCUUGCAUCUGAGGUGGAACAGGUGAAUGCCAGUUGUGUAUUUGCAGAACAAGAGGUGGAGUAUGAAUUGUACUUGCUUUUGGAUGUUGUGAAGGAGUGUAUGAAAGCUGUCACGGUUCGAGAACGUGCUCCUAGGAUUGAAUUAUGGAACACUCCAUUUUAUGAUGUAAAUGUUCUGCAAAAUCUUCCUGCAUCGUAUGAUGACUUUAAGAAACUUCGACUACCCAUAACUGAACCACUUCAGCUGUCAAAAUUACCUGCUGCAGACAUGGAACUGGACUGGGGUGAGAAUGACUCUAGGCAACUGCAGUCAAAGAAAUCAAAUGAAUCUGUUUUCCUGUCACAAAAAGGUAAUGCUGUAGGAGGUGGAACAAACAAUGUAUUAAAUGCCUUGGCUGCAUAUUUGAGAUAUUUCGAGGGAACAGCUCAUGAUGACUGGCAAGAGAUACAUGAAAAAGUACGUGCUUCUGAAAGUCGGAAUGGAGCAUCAUUUAUUGCACUCGUUGGUCCUGCUCUAUCUCUUGGCAUUAUAUCUAGAAGAAGUGUACACUAUGAAGCUAUCAACUAUGAGAGAGAACGAAAUGCAGGAUUUAUAUCUUCCUUUGGAUAUUCAGCUACCACAAUUGCAGGAGCAGUUGAUGCUGUGUUCUCGAAGGAGUGGUACUGGCUUAUGGCUUUGAGAAAUCAAACAAACAAUGAUGGGAUACACUCAACACGUACGUGGAAAUGGAAUGGUUUUCUUAUUCAGUAUACAGUUGCUGGCAAUGAUGGUCCUUCUGUUGUUCUUGUGCAUGGAUUUGGCGCUUUCUCAGAGCAUUACCGUGACAACAUAAAUGAUUUAGCUGAAGCUGGAAAUCGUGUUUGGGCUAUUACAUUGUUAGGAUUUGGCAAUUCAGAAAAGCCAGAUUUUGUGUAUACUGAACUCUUGUGGGCCGAACUAUUGAGAGAUUUUAUUGUUGAUGUUGUGGGUGAACCUGUCCACCUUGUCGGGAACUCAAUUGGUGGUUAUUUCGUAUCCAUUGUUUCUUGUCUUUGGAGUGUUUUGGUCAAAUCUGUAGUCCUAAUCAACAGUGCUGGCAAUGUCGUCCCUAGUUAUACAUACAUACCUUUACCUGAAGAUAGAAAAACCUCCGGCGCCUCCUGGUUGGGCUCUCGUGUUCUUCUACUAUAUUUGAGGUUACGGAUUCAGGAGUUAGUUAAGAAAUGUUAUCCAACUCGGACAGAAAGAGCAGAUGAUUGGCUCAUAAAUAAAAUGCUAAGAGCAUCUUAUGAUCCUGCUUCUCCUGUGGUCGUGGAAAGCAUCUUCAGUUUUAAUCUUUCCAUACCUCUUAAUUUUCUUAUUGAAGAAUUCAGGGAAAAGGUUCUGAUUAUACAGGGGAUGAAAGAUCCAAUUUCUGACUCCAGUUCCAGGGUGGCUACACUGAAAGAACAUUGCGAUGGACUUGUAAUUAAAGAAUUGGAUGCUGGCCAUUGUCCGCACGAUGAGGUGCCAGAACAAGUGAAUGAUAUCCUUUAUGAGUGGAUACCUAGGAUUGAAAGCCAAAUUUUGACAGGGUCCCCAGCUUAAAGUCUAUUGAUGUAUAUAGCAAAAUGUAAAUGUAUAUAAUCAUUAAUCAUUAUUACUAGAACAUUUUAUAAUUUAAUUUUCUUUCUUACGUAUUCAUAUAAAUUGUUGGAGUUUGAAUUAAAUUGGUCCA
This is a messenger RNA of Arachis stenosperma, 2080 nucleotides long. RefSeq lists its product as uncharacterized. NCBI's taxonomy places the organism in Eukaryota, Viridiplantae, Streptophyta, Magnoliopsida, Fabales, Fabaceae. The record is from RefSeq and is a predicted model, not a curated record. The transcript has 14 exons. Bases 31 to 1950 code for a protein of 639 amino acids.